UGACUGAAGAACUUAAUCAUCACUAGAGAGGUGAUGCUCUCACACUCUGAGAGGUGAAUGACACCUAAGAGAAUGAAACGCUGGGCACGGAGCGGCGGAGAACUUGUUUCAGAGGGACUCAGCUAGCAGCGCCAAACUUCACCUUACCCUCUGAGUAAAUACUCAGUGGUUUUGAAGUUUACGGAACCUUCAGCGCCGAGUGCCAGACACCCAUUACUGCAUUACAGCACAUCACAUCUGGAGCAGCGAGCAGGUCUGACCUGGGCUACGUAAAACUCACUGUUUACGCCUGGCUAAAUACAACCACGGAGAAUCCUGUGCCCUCCCAUAUGGAAGAGGAUAAGCCGCCUAGCUGCUGGGUUGUUGCCGAGCCAGCUACCUUUUUAUAGUCAGCGAGCGCGCGCUGCUAGCGAGCUGCUAACAGUUGGGACAUCGCGUUUCUCUAGCUGGCAAACACCGACCCCGACCCCGACCCCCUCAGGAUGUGCAGGAGCUAGCUUAGCUGGAAAUGUGCCAAACGAAUGGACAUGCUUCACAAGUAGCCCUCUAGAAAAGCCCCUUUUUACAGUGCAGUUCUGGAUGAUUUAACUGGCUGUGUUGGAUCACGUCUGUUUGAGUGCCACUCGCAGCAACAGUGGUCCAGCGUGAUGGUGCCAUGGUGUUAGCAGUGUUCCUGUUUGGGAAUGAGAGAUGGUGUGGCUGUUCGCUUCUGACUGACUGAAUUGAUUGGGCUGACGAGCUACCAUGCUCCAUCAAACAGGUUUGAGGGAUGAACGCAGCUCCAGUUCUCUGGUGCCCCUGAGCUAGGGCCUGCUUGGUGGAUUCCACCUGACCCAGCGGUACGUUUGCUUCACUCCACACCCAACAUGCUGAUCAAAGAGUACCGCAUCCCCAUGCCAAUGAGCGUGGAGGAGUACCGCAUCGCCCAGCUCUACAUGAUCCAGAAAAAGAGCCGUGAGGAGAGUGAGGGUGAGGGCAGCGGCGUGGAGAUCCUGGAGAACCGGCCCUAUACGGACGGGCCUGGUGGCUCAGGCCAGUACACUCACAAAGUUUAUCACAUCGGCCAGCACAUUCCUAGCUGGUUCCGCUCCAUCCUGCCCAAAGCAGCUUUGCGGGUGGAGGAAGAGUCCUGGAAUGCCUAUCCUUACACUCGCACACGCUACACCUGUCCUUUUGUGGAGAAGUUUUCAAUCGACAUCGAGACGUAUUACAAGCCAGACACGGGGAGCCAGAAUGACGUCUUUAAUUUGUCCUCAGCAGAGAAAAGGCAGAGAGAUAUUGACCCUAUAGACAUCGUGAAAGAUUUCAUCGCCCCUCAUGAGUACCUGGCUGAGGAGGACCCUAAGCUGUACAAGUCAGUGAAGACCCAGCGGGGACCCCUAUCAGACGACUGGAUCGAGGAGAUCAACACCAGCCCUGGCAAGAUGCCCGUCAUGUGCGCCUAUAAGCUGUGCAAAGUGGAGUUCCGUUACUGGGGCAUGCAGUCCAAGAUCGAGCGCUUCAUUCAUGACGUGGGUCUUAGGAAAGUGAUGGUUCGCGCACACCGGCAGGCCUGGUGCUGGCAAGACGAGUGGUACGGCCUGACUAUGGAGGACAUCCGGCAGUUGGAGCUGGAGACCCAGGUGGCUCUGGCUAAGAAGAUGGCUCAGUUCAGCUGCAAUGAGGAGGGCGGUGAAAGCAACGGUGCUGCUGCUAGUCCAGAUAAAGAGCAGGAUGCCAAGGAGGCCAUUAGUGCCAUUGAGACCGAGGGUCCGGCCCGAAGCCUGGGGGACACACUGCAGACUCGAGGGGAACUGACCAAGCAGUGGUCCACCUCCUCCAGAUCUUCCAGGUCUUCAAAAAGAGGAGGAAGCCCCUCUCGCCACAGUAUUUCCGAAUGGCGCAUGCAAAGCAUUGCCCGCGACUCCGACGACAGCACGGACGAUGAGUUCUUCGAUGCUCAUGAGGACCUCUCGGACAGUGAGGAGAUAUUUUCCAAGGAGAUCACCAAAUGGAGCUCAAAUGACCUGAUGGACAAAAUUGAGACAGCGGAGGCAGAUGAAUCUCAGAGUGACUUGUAUCAGGAAUCUGGAGUUGAGUAUUCUGAGACUGGCAAUGUGGAGCGACUUAAUGAGAGACCAAGAUCAAAGUGCCGCUCCACUAGACGCAAGCGCCGGGUGUCCAGACAGCCAGCUGGCUGCUCUGCCCAACAGGGCCUGCAGACCUCCAAGAUCCAUGUGCUGCUCCUUGUCCUGCACGGAGGGAACAUCCUGGACACAGGGGGAGGAGACCAGAGCAGUAAGCAGGGUGAUGUGAAUACCAUCACCUCGGCGUUUGAGACAGUGAUGCGUGUCCACUACCCGGCAGCGUUAGGCCACAUCGCCAUCCGUCUGGUGCCGUGCCCCGCUGUGUGUGUGGAGGCUUUCUCCCUCGUGUCAAAUUUGAGUCCAUACAGCUAUGAUGAGGGCUGCCUCUCUAACAGCCAGGACCAUAUCCCUCUGGCUGCACUGCCCCUCUUGGCUACAUCUGCUCCCCAGUACCAGGAUGCUGUGGCAGCAGUGAUAGUUCGAGCCAAUCAGGUCUAUGGAGAUUUCAUCAAAUCAUUGGAAGGGGCCACAUUCUCUGGCCAGGUGUGUCUAAUAGGGGACUGUGUUGGAGGAAUCCUGGGGUUUGAUGCUCUCUGCAGCAGCAACAUCACUGUCUCAGAGAGCCAGAACAGCAGUAGGAGGGGGAGUAUAGUCAGCGUACAGGACAAUGACCUGCUUUCACCAGGCAUCAUCAUCAACAGCAGCCACUGCUCAGCCUCGGGGUCGGGCCUGUCUCUGGAAAGUAGCCGUCAUCUAAGCCGCAGCAACAUCGACAUCCCACGCUCCAGCGGCACUGAUGACCCCAAAAAGCAGCUUCCACGCAAGCGCAGCGACUCCUCCACCUACGAGCUAGACACAAUCAAGCAGCAUCAGGCUUUUCUGUCGAGUUUGCACUCGAGUGUACUGAGGAAUGAUCCUGGCUCUCGGAGGUCAAGUAACAGCACUAUGCUGGAAGGUGGUGGUGCCUUGGGCAAGUUUGAUUUUGAGGUGUCCGAUUUCUUCCUGUUCGGCUCUCCUCUCGGCCUUGUCCUGGCUCUGAGGAAAACAGUGGUUCCUUCUCUAGAUGUGGCUCACCUUCGUCCAGCCUGCCAGCAGGUGUAUAACCUGUUCCACCCUGCAGACCCAUCAGCCUCACGUCUGGAGCCCCUCUUGGAGAAGAAGUUCCACUUGCUGGCCCCCUUCAGUGUGCCCCGCUACCAGCGCUUCCCUCUGGGAGACGGACACUCAGCACUGCUGGUGGAGACCCUCCAGAGCAACCCUCACCUCCUGCUGGAGUGUGGAGGCAGCGCACCCCGCUGCCAUGAUGGCCUGGGAGAGACCUCCAUCCCCGUGCCCGUGCUCAACUGGCAGGCUGCGCCAGCCACACCUGAGUCGGACGUAAUCCACUCUCAUGGGGGGAUGUUCGUAGAGAACUCAUACCCUUCGUCUCCUGCCUCAGCCCCUGCAACCCGUGGACCCCGAAGAGCUAGUGAGGUCAGCAUCGCCAGCCAGGUCUCAGGACUGGCAGACAGCUACACUGCCUCCAACAUUGCCAACACACAAGCAUGCCAUCUUAAUCAGUACAAAAAGCUUAGCCUUUUGUCCCAACUGGCUCUCCCUUAUAACAAAAUGUGCUCGAGAAGCCCAUCCCCGAAAGUCCGCCACAGGUUGCUCAAUAUCAGAGCGGCAGAGUCAGAGGACGCAAGCUGCUCGGAUGACCUCGAGCGCAGCAGCAGCACUCAGGGGUUUGAACCUGCCCCUCCCUUCAGCUCCAGCCCUCCAUCACUGAGUAUGCAGCUGGACAUAGAGCAAGUUGCUGCUCGUUGGUGGGGCACCAAGCGCAUUGACUUUGCCCUGUACUGCCCAGACGCCUUGACUGCCUUUCCCACUGUGGCUCUACCUCACCUGUUUCAUGCAUCCUACUGGGAGUCCACUGACGUUGUGUCUUUUCUGCUCAGACAGGUAAUGAGGCAUGAGAAUUCUAGUAUUCUGGAGCUGGAUGGAAAGGAGGUGUCAGAGUUCACACCCUCUAAACCACGGGAGAAGUGGCUGAGGAAGAGAACGCACGUUAAGAUCAGGAAUGUCACAGCCAACCAUCGUGUGAAUGAUGCAGUCUUCACAGAGGACGGCAUGCAGGUGGUCACUGGCCGCUUCAUGUAUGGCCCACUAGAUAUGGUCACUCUAACAGGAGAAAAGGUCGAUAUCCAUAUAAUGACCCAGCCCCCUUCAGGUGAAUGGGUAUACUUUGACACAGAGCUGACCAAUAGCAGUGGCCGUGUCUCCUAUGUGAUCCCAGAGAGCAAGCGCCUGGGUAUCGGGGUGUACCCUGUCAAAAUGGUGGUCAGAGGUGACCACACAUCAGCAGACAGUUACCUAACCGUGCUGCCAUGUGGGACAGAGUUUGUUGUGUUCAGCAUCGAUGGCUCAUUUGCUGCUAGCGUAUCCAUCAUGGGCAGUGACCCUAAAGUGAGAGCAGGAGCAGUGGAUGUGGUCAGGCACUGGCAGGAUUUAGGCUACCUGAUCGUGUAUGUCACGGGCCGUCCAGACAUGCAGAAGCAGCGAGUGGUGGCCUGGCUCUCCCAACACAACUUUCCCCAUGGUAUUGUCUCCUUCUGUGAUGGCCUGGUGCAUGACCCUCUCAGACACAAAGCCAACUUCCUCAAAUCCCUCAUUUGUGAGGCACAUAUGAAAAUAUUUGCUGCAUAUGGCUCCACAAAGGAUAUUUCUGUGUACACUUCACUUGGCCUGCAUCCGUCUCAGAUCUACAUUGUUGGUAGAGCAACAAAGAAAAUGCAGCACCAGUGUCAGUUCAUCUCCGACGGUUAUGCGUCUCACCUGUCCCAGCUGGAGUACAGCCAGCGCUCACGACCUGCCAAGGCGGGCAGCACACGCAUGGUGCUGCGUAAGGGCAGCUUUGGCCUUGGUGGUGGUGGCGAUUUUCUGCGCAAACGCAACCACCUGCUGCGCACCAUCUCCUCCCAGCCAGCCCCCUCUGCCUCUGCAACACCCUCUGCCCAGACGGGUCGGCCCGAGAGAGCACAAAGCCAAUCAGAGUUUGACCGUGAUCGAGCAGAGCGUGCCCAGAGGAGCAUGAGCAUCGCAGCUGGCUGCUGGGGGCGAUCAGGGAGGCUGGAGGGAGGCGCACUGAGCCCCAAGUAGCCCUCCUUGACUCAAGUUAAGAACCAAUUGGAGCUUAGACUCUGCAGACCCUUGGACAAGAAGUGGGGAAUCAGGGUUGGGUGGGUUCAGAGGGAAGGGUGGAAUGAGAAAAAGAAAAAAGGGUAAGCCUUGUGAAAUGGGCUAAAAUGGGGACUCCAUAAGGAAUGGAACAGCUUUUCUAAUGUAGCAUGAGGUACUGGGGGAGGAGGUUUUGUUUCAUUGACAUCUCACAAAACAAGAUGUAUCAUGCCUUAAAGCAUCGUUCUGGGUCAUGGAACGCCAGCCCUUGCCUCUCCAUUUGAUUGAAUGUACUGUUUGCACCUACACUGGAUGGGGUAAAUGGGAGUAUGGACUUUUUCACAAUGAAUCCAUUCUUCAGGAAUGUUGCAAAGUUCUCCCAUCUUGGAGUCCACCAACAUUUUUCCAUCUGUAAAUAUGUGCCUCCCUCUCACAUGCUCAGGGCAGCCAUGGACAGAUGAGCCAGCCAUGGUCAAUCCCAGAAGCCACUUCUCUUAGCCACACUCUCCCCUCUUUGCCAGUUGCUAGCCCUUUUCCCCUUGCUAUUUGUCCUUUGUCCUCUCUCUCUCUCUCUCUCUCUCUCUCUCUCUCUCUCUCUCUCUCUCUCUCUCUCUCUCUCUCUCUCUCUCUCUCUCUCUCUCUCUCUCUCUCUCUCUCUCUCUCUCUCUCUCUCUCUCUCUCUCUCUCUCUGUCUCUCUCUCUCUCCCUUUCUCUCGCCCUACAGAGCUGUCCCUUCCUGGAGGUUCUUGUCAAAAGCCCUGCAGCGUUUGGCAAUAAGUACUGAAGUUGAAACCCCACCAUGUCGUAACUUAUGUUUAGCAUGGCCUACAGGUCAUCAGAGGCCUUAACUUCUCAACAAUGUAUUACCAUACAAGCAUUAAAGAGAGACAGAGUGAGCACUGCUCUCAAGCUAAAACCAAGACGGUGGCUUUUUAGUGACACUCAAUCUGUACUUGGCAACAAUCCCUUUAUCUGGCCAUCUGCUUGCAAUACCUCUUGGUCACCACUAGGGGGUGGUCACCACUCCUGUAAAUUCUUCAGGCAUGUUUCUGCGGGCUUUCCCAUCUCCCUGGUGCAGCAUGCCAUUACACAGCCAAGUAAAGAUCUUUCUGAGCCUCCACGCCACUUUCCUCUGAAUUCUUGUACUUCUUCCCCCUAGUCUGAUGCUUUUCUCAUCCUUCAGUCACGACCCUUCGGUCAAACAGAUCCAAGGUGAUAAGCAAAGCCGUUUAAAGAGCUGCCUGUGGACAUCGAGUCGAGGCCGAGACAACAAACGCAGGACAAAUCUUUUUUUUUUUUUUUCCCAGCCAGUUAAA
Molecule: messenger RNA, 6538 nt
Organism: Pygocentrus nattereri (red-bellied piranha)
Lineage: Eukaryota; Metazoa; Chordata; Actinopteri; Characiformes; Serrasalmidae
Product: membrane-associated phosphatidylinositol transfer protein 2
Exons: 28
Coding region: 867-5204 (1445 amino acids)
Biological process (GO): phospholipid transport
Cellular component (GO): cytoplasm
Molecular function (GO): phosphatidylcholine intramembrane carrier activity; phosphatidylinositol binding; phosphatidylinositol transfer activity
Source: RefSeq, a predicted model, not a curated record